CGUUCCUGCAUAUAUAGACUCACGUGAUUUUAUAUUUUUGAAAUUUUUGUCGAACUUUUUUUUUUUUUUCGAUUUGCUCAAAAAGGAUAAUUGAAAACUGGCAUAACUACGACUCUUUUGAAUUCAAAUUAACAAAUCCCAAAGACUAUCAAAAGUAUGUCAUUCUUCGGAUUCGAUCCUUCAGCUCCCCCUUCAAACAGGGGCCAGAAUGAGGCUUACGACUUUGAAGAAACCUAUGAUGGAUUAGGUGAUCAGUUAGACGAAGGCGAUGAUGCGUUCAAUACUGAUACCUUUGGUAAUGCUGAUAAUAUUGGUAAAGAUUUUGAUUUUGGUGCUGCUUCAGGCAUUGCUCCAGUCAAACCAGCUCUUCAACCUCCAGUUCAAACCAUUAGUUACGCUCAAGCAGCUGCUCAACCAACUAAUGAUGAUGAUUUCAUGCAAGAUUUGUGGGGAGCUGAUGUUCCACCAACUAAAUCAGAAACUAGUGCUCCAAAACCAGAAAAGAAGAUUUUAUCAUUAGAAGAAAUUGAAGCUCAACUUACUGCUAUAGAUCGUCAACAACCUCAACAACAACAUAUGCCUCAAUAUCCUCCUCAACCUUAUGGUAUGCCAGGUAUGUUACCUCCACCACCCCAAUUUGGAGGUUAUAUGUUACCACCAGCUGGAUUCAUGCCUCAACAGUAUGGUCAAUUCCCAGGUGUUCCUUAUCCUCAACAAUUACAACCUCAAGGUCUUCAACCAGGACAAUUACCACCUCAAUUCCAACAGCCAUUGCAACAAGCUCCUCCAAUGCAACAACAGCAACAAUUACCUCCUCCACCUCAACAAGUUCAACAAGUUCAACAACAACCUCCACAACCUCAACAAGUUCAAAAGGUAGAAGCUGAACCCCAAGUAUCUCAACCUGUUAAUAUCGUUCCUAAUGUUGCACCUCAAUCAGACAGAUCUGCUGAUUUGUCCCAAUUUCCUGUGUUAGGAUCCAAAGAAGCUCAACUUCAAGCUCAAGCUCCUGUUCAUCAUGUUCAACAUCAACAACAUCAACAUCAACAACAGCAGCAACAACAAAAUCAAUACCGUCAAAACGAUAACUACCAUCGUGGAUACGAUAGAAAUCAACGUAGAGCUCAACAUCAACACCAACAACCACAAGUUGAAUUAACUCCUGCAGAAGAAGAAAAACUUUCAAGAAGACAAGAAAAAGUUGCCAGAAUCAUGAAAUAUUCAGGUAUUAUGAAUCCAAAGGAUAAAGAUUUCGUUACUCGUUUCCAAUUAUCCCAAAUUGUCACUGAGGAUCCUUAUAAUGAAGAUUUCUAUGCUCAAGUUUUUAAAGUUAUUCAUCCAAAAGUAAACAACGCAGCUAUUGAUCACAGUCAUCAAAAUAACUCUAUUGCUCAAGCUUAUUUAGAUCAAAGUGGUCAUAGAUUAGGUGGUCGUUUUAAGAGAGCAGAUGUUGCUUUACAAAGAAUGCAACAACAAGUUCAAAGAGCUGUUACUGUUGCCAAAGAAAGACCAAAGUUGACCCAAUAUGCUAGAGAAGGUGCCUUAGGUAAAAUUUCUUUUGGUUCAGGUAAGAAACCUAGACAACAACUAGAAAUCAUUAGUAAAGCCCAACAAAGAAAGCUUGAAGCUGAACAGAAGGGUGAAGUUGGUGGAAGCUCUGACAAACAUAAGUAUUCUAAUAGAGAUAUUAUGAGUAUCUUAGAGAAUAUAAUCACUGAACUUAUGAAUAUUGAAAGUGAAUCAAGAACCAAUAGUGAUGUUGAUAAUUCUAAUUUAUGGGAAUCUUUAAAAGUUUUGGAACAAUCCUCUCUCUCUGGAGAUGAAGAAGCUGAAGUCAAUCCUUUUAUUCAAUGUUUAAAUUAUCACAAGGCAUUAAAGAUCUUACCUCGUUUAUUCAAGUUUUUAUCAACUACACAAGUUUUAACUAUCGUUACUUUAAUCAUUUCUAACUUGGAAAACUUGUCAGUCAUUAAAAAUGGAUCCUAUACCACUUAUGAAUCUAAAAAAGUUCCUGAAUCAAUAGUUAAAUUAGUUGAAUCAUAUUCAUUAACCUUCUCAAAAGUUUUAAUGAAUGCUGUUUUAGAAUUCAAAUUCACUGACAUUACUGGUUUAUUAUUUAUCUUGAUCGAACAUAAUAAUGUUUCAUUCGUUUCAACUACCAAGAUUGGUUUAACCAUUUUAACCACUUUAUUAUCUCGUGCUGAGUUGAUUCUUGGUGAAGGAUCUAUUUCAGCCACUGAUCUUUCUGAAUGGUCAUCAUGUUAUGAUCAAUUAUUCCAAAACUUAGAAUCAAGAAUCGCAGCUAUUUUCCCACCACAUCCAGAAGAUGUCGAUGAUGGAUCAUCAAGAGAAAAUUACGUCUGGCAAUUCUUAGCAACUUUAUCAUUAGGUGGUAAAUUAAGUCAUCAAAGAAUCAUUGUCGAUGAAGUUCGUGAUGAAAUCUUUGGUGUCAUUAGCCGUGCUAAGGCUAUAGAAAAUACUGAUCUCGUUAACUUACCAAAGAAACAAAACUUGUUAAAUAACUUGAACAUGUAUUUAGUCGUGAUGGGAUUAGUUGCUGAUGAAAAUGAAAUCAAGGAAUUACAAACUUGAUUUUCAAAUAGGCAAAAAUACAUAUAUAUAACUCUGUGUACUAUAAUAAUAAAUAAAUCACUUUUUUUUUAUUUUAAAUGAA
Molecule: messenger RNA, 2674 nt
Organism: Scheffersomyces coipomensis
Lineage: Eukaryota; Fungi; Ascomycota; Pichiomycetes; Serinales; Debaryomycetaceae
Exons: 1
Coding region: 157-2592 (811 amino acids)
Biological process (GO): deadenylation-dependent decapping of nuclear-transcribed mRNA; P-body assembly
Cellular component (GO): P-body
Molecular function (GO): RNA binding
Source: RefSeq, a predicted model, not a curated record